AUAGGUCUUCAAUUCCACAUAAGCUUACAACCCAGAAAAAAAAAAUACUUCUACUAAAAGAGGAAUAAAAUAGAGAAACAAGUCAUACCAGUCGCUCAGUCUCACCCACCUUCCUCCUCGGCCGUUCUGCAAUCACAGUGAUGAUCAUGUGGCCAAGUGUUGGAGGAGCUUCUUCGAUCUUCUUCUUCUCUUGCACAAUACUAAUCUUACUAUCAAUUCUGUUCAUCUGUUCAAUUUCCACUGUCUCUUCAAGCGGAGUAUUCAGUUUGAAAUUCAGAUAUGCAGGCACUAAUCGUUCUCUCAAUUCUCUUAAACUCCAUGAUUCUAUUCGUCUCCAAAUGCUUUCUAAUGUCGACCUUCCUUUGGGUGGUACUGGCCGCCCUGAUUCUUCUGGUCUAUACUAUGCAAAAAUGGGUAUUGGGACGCCUCCAAAGAGCUUUUAUAUGCAAGUGGACACGGGGAGUGAUAUCACGUGGGUUAAUUGCAUUGAAUGCGAUGAGUGUCCUAAAAGAGGUUAUCAUGGAAUAGAACUCACGCUUUAUGAUCCCAAGGACUCUUUAACAGCUCAAAAGGUGUCUUGUGAUGAAUCUUUCUGUUUGGAAGUAAAUGGUGGUCCAUUUCAAGUAUGCAAGGCCAAUGAAUCAUGUUCAUUUGCCGAGUUUUAUGGGGAUGGGAGCUCUAGUACUGGAUAUUUCGUGGAAGAUGUCGUGCACUAUGAUCAAGUUUCCGGUGAUCUUCAGACAACAACCGCGAACGGUACUAUUAGUUUUGGGUGUAGUGCUGGACAGUAUAUGGAUGGAGGUUCAUUAAAUCCCGAUGAAGCUCUUGAUGGUAUUCUUGGAUUUGGGAAGUCAAAUUCAUCUGUAAUCUCACAACUAGCUUCAUCAGGACAAGUCAAAAAGAUGUUUGCUCACUGCCUAGAUGGUGGUAAUGGUGGAGGCAUCUUUGCAAUUGGAACAAUUGUGCAGCCAAAGGUUAACACAACCCCAUUGAUACAAAAUGAGCCUCAUUAUAAUGUGAACAUGACUGGGGUUAAAGUUGGAAAUUAUUCUUUGAACCUUUCAUCAAAUUUAUACGAGUUAGGAGGCAAGAAAGGAGCCAUAAUUGAUAUUGGUACGACCCUUGCAUAUCUUCCCGAAGUUGUUUAUGAGCCACUAGUUAUUCAGAUACUUUCGAGGCAACCUAACUUGAAGUUGGUUACUGUUCAAGACCAAUACACCUGCUUUAAGUAUACGGAAAGUAUUGAUGAUGGAUUUCCACCUGUGACCUUUUAUUUUAGCAGUGGGCUUUCUAUGACGGUGUACGCUGAUGAAUACUUUUUUCCUGUUGAUGAUUUAUGGUGUGUUGGUUGGCAAAAUAGUGGGACACUAUCCAGGGACAAGAAGAAUCUCACUCUUUUAGGAGAUCUAGUUCUUUCAAACAAACUCGUCGUAUAUGACCUGGAAAACAUGGUGAUUGGUUGGACGGAUUAUAACUGCUCAUCGAGCAUUCAGGUAAAGGAUGAGCAGACAGGAACGGUUCAUCUAGUAGGUCCUCAUUUUAUUUCUUUUGCUUCUACUGUAAAUAUUCAAAUGGGUUUACUCGGGUUAUGUAUAGCUUUCUGUUUUAUGUUUUCGCUAAGUUGAACAGAAGCCGACUCUAUAGCCAAAAAUGCAUAUAAUCGCAUAACGUAACAUGGGUAACCGUCGUAGAGAAGUGUACACAGGUUACAGAUAUAGGAAUUCAAAGAAGUUUCAGUUGAGAUGAGAAUCCCUUGUAAAUAUAACUACAUUCUUAUGUAUCCUAAUUAAAUUUGCACCAAGAGUGCAAAUUGUAGUCUCUAACCAGUUUUUUUAAUCCUCAAAUCAUGCUGUAGAAUAGCUGCCUUGAUGUGCAGCAAACAUAAUUCCUGUGUUUCUUGCAGCAAGCAUAGUUUUUCUAAUACCUCUAGCGACCUGUUUGGUUGUCGUGAUAAAUGAUUAGAAUGAUAAUGAAAUGCCAGUGUAAUUUUGGAAAAUCUCUUGACAUGUUUUAUGGUUAUUCUUAUCAAAUAUCAAUUAUCUUAUUUUCUUCACAAAAUUCAUUUUAAUGUAUUAAUAUUUUAAAAAAUGGUAUUAGUUGGUAAUGGAAAUUUGUGAAAAAAAAAACUUUUUUAUGAUCACAUUUUCAUUAACAUUGGAAUGACAUAAUACAUUCCUUGAAAAUUUAUACUACAAAUCAUUUUUAUUACAAUCAUUCAGAAUUAAUAAUCAAAUGGAUUGUUAGUGUAAUGUUGGGAUGGAACCCAAAAUACUCCAUGAGCUUGUAAAAAUUUGAAAUAGAUAAGAUUAAUUAUUUAUUAAAAAAAAGCACACAAUAAGA
This is a messenger RNA of Amaranthus tricolor (Joseph's coat), 2340 nucleotides long. Its product is annotated as aspartic proteinase 36. NCBI's taxonomy places the organism in Eukaryota, Viridiplantae, Streptophyta, Magnoliopsida, Caryophyllales, Amaranthaceae. Bases 141 to 1625 code for a protein of 494 amino acids. The record is from RefSeq and is a predicted model, not a curated record. Gene Ontology annotation, molecular function: aspartic-type endopeptidase activity. The transcript is spliced from 10 exons. Gene Ontology annotation, biological process: proteolysis.